Messenger RNA from Acaulospora morrowiae, 3663 nucleotides. NCBI's taxonomy places the organism in Eukaryota, Fungi, Glomeromycota, Glomeromycetes, Diversisporales, Acaulosporaceae. The record is from the annotation of a GenBank genome assembly.
AUGGGGGACAAUUCUCACCUAUCAGAUAAUGACCGAGUGUGUGAUGAUAACGUGUUGCCUCAAACGCUUUCUGUUGAUUCAAUUGUUCAAAUGCCUUAUGAUCACAAUGCCAAGCAAAUAGAACUUUCAAGUAGUGCAAAAUCUUUCACCAUAUCCGAUCGCUCUGUCUCCAGAUCUAAUGUGAAUAAUUCUUCGGACACGAUUCCGCUGCGAUUAGGCAAACAGGUGUCGGAAGAAGUGUUGGAGGAUGAAGAGUACAUGGUAGAAUUGGAAUUGGAUAAAGGUAGCAAUAUGCGAUGCUAUACUUAUGACGAGGAGGUUCCAAAUUUGCCCAGUGAUCUGGUAGUGGUUGACGGUGCUGCUUCCGGAACAAAGAAAGGGGGAUUAACAAGUGUCGAAGCACUAGAGAAAUUGGUUACCGUGGCAAAUAAAAUACUUGCAGAGCAUAGCAAUCCUUCACCAACGAAAAAAUGCAUAGAAAAAAAGUUGGUCGCAAUAGAAGUCAUCGAGCGGGCGAAAAAUAUUGUCGAGCAACUAAAACAAAGUGGAAUGAACACCAUACAGGACAUAAAAAUCCCGUUUGUCCCAUCGCUUACCAUUGCCAAGGUCGUUCGUGACGGCGUUGUCCGAAGUUUUCCAACAACACUUUUGGUCGAAGGAGACGUUGUGGAAAUGCUAUAUGGAGAUGUCGCUCCGUGUAAGAUGAAAUUCCUGGAACGAAAAGAUUCGGUACCGAAAUAUUUGGAAUCAUCUCAAGUCUUUAAGCCAACAUUUUUUGAUAAAAUGUCAUCACAAGCUUUAUGGGAUCAACACAUUCAUAAUAGGGGAAGAUACCAGUUCGUUCUCUUGGAAACACCCUGGGCGAGUUGCUUGAGAUCCGCGUUAGAGAAAACUCGGCCUGCCACAAUAAUAAUGAAGCAGGCGGAAGUAUUACAACGAGUUUUUCUGCAUCAAUUUAUUUUUAUCGUACUCGGAACAUCGUUUGUUGUCAAUCUAGUAAGAUAUCUCAUGAGAGGUCACCGAGAUCAGGCUUUUGAGAUAUUGAUGGUUCUUCCGAUAACUUCUGUCAUUCCAUUGAUUCCACUGGCUUUUCCAGUUCUUUGGUUGGUGACCCGUAGUUUUGCAAAUGCCACAAUAUUGGUUUUAUUCGAGGCUCUUCAAAUUUCUAAGACUGAGUAUGAGGAUGAUGAGGAGGUGGAUGAAUUUGAUGCCGAGGCUCCACCACCCACAAAGAAUGUUCAUAUUGAUCGAGCUGAAUUAUGGAAAAAGUUUUUGUAUCUUAGCAACCCAUUGGAUGGUGCAUCGCUCGUUCGAUCGACAAAUUUAUUUGAGUCAUUAGGUGGCACCACGAUGAUUUGCUGUCUUGACCGUGAAGGCAUUAUUUCUUCUCCAUUUGCUUCGGUUGAUCAAAUAUUAUUUCCUAACGAAGAAGGGGAUAUCAUUGUACUUGACGUAGCCGAAGAUCCGAGUACAGAAUUUCGCGUCAGAUUUGAGGAUCAAGAUUGGGAUCAACAUUUGUCUCGCCUGAAGCCCUUAGGACUCAAUUUGUUGCUAAAUACAAAUUGCGGUGUCCUGCAGGGACGUAAGCGGGUAGAUCAACAUAGAAAGCAUUCGAGCCUUUACAUCCAUGUUAAAACAAAACCUGCAAGGCAAUGUAAGGAAAUUGGAUUCACGGAUGACGCACUCCGUCCGUUUGUUGAGAGAAAAGAGAUAUAUACGAGCGCGCCAUGUCACCCAUCAUUAAGAGAACGUAUAAGGAAUGAUCAGUGGGAAGUUCCUAGCAUGAUUUCUUCAAUUUAUGAAGAAAUUGAAAAAGGAAGUUAUCAGUUGUUAUCCGACGGUCAUUUAGAAAUAAUAUUAGAUCACUGUUCGGAUUAUUGGAAUGGUCAGGGAUUACAGGUUAUGAGUAGAGAGAUGGAAAACAAGAUAUACGAUUUUUAUGAAAAUGCCAUCGUAAAUGACAUGCAAUGCGUCGCAUAUGCGUAUCGACCGAUCGGUGUUGAGAACGGAAAUAAGAUUCCAUUCUUGAACACCACUAAAAUUGAGUCCGAAGGCAUUUACAUUGUAUUGCCCAGUCCUCCUGAGAUUGAACUGGUCACGAAAACAGAAGACGAAGACCUUUCCAUAUCACAAUUGGUUAGAUUACAUCGUCUGAAUGAUGGAAUGUUGGAUGCAAAUCUUCAUGAUUUUGUCUUUGAUCAAAACGUAACAUUAAAUGACGAGGAGUCAUUUUACCAAGAUGUUAUUCAAGGUCAAAUAUUUCUUGCAAUGGCUACUCUCUGCCACCAACCCAAGCCUGAUGUAUGUAAUUUUAUCGAAGAUUUGAGAUUGGCGGGAAUACGGUUUGUCUAUUUUUCUCCAACGGCCGAGAGGGAAAGUAAAGCCUAUGCUAUAAGACUUGGACUUGAAAUCAGUUGGAAUAGUUGUAUACUCUUAUCGUCGCCCGGCGAUGAAAAUUCAUUUGGCGAUGGUUAUUUGGAGUCUCACGACAUAAAGGCACGACUUCCGCGUGGAAUUGGGGAAAUUCGAGAUCAUCUACAAAAUGUAGAUGAUAUCCCACUUCAUGUCUCCCUGUUUGCUGAAUGUACACCGGAGAAUACACCAGAGAUGAUUAAAAUAUUUCAGGAAUAUGGGGAGGUGGUGUGUUGUAUUGGUAGUGCACUGAAUACCUUAAAUACACCCUGUUUCGCUGUGGCGGAUAUUGGUGUUGCCAUGGAGCCAACAAAUACCCGCGCACAGACAAAGAAUGGAUUAUGCCAUCAUCGUGGUAUCAAAGGUCAAUCUCCGAUGGCACUGGGCGCAGCAUUUGCUACGUUACCAUGCGGAUUAUUUAUGCAUUAUGAUACAAGUUUAUACGCGCUUACUGAUCUCAUUCGGGAAGCAAGAAGACUGAUAAGUGGACUACGAAUGGGGGUUGCUUUUUUAAUUGGAGUAUAUCUAUCCAUGUCCCUAAUAAUAUUGCUGUCAUGUUGUCUCUUUUUGCCACCGGCAUUCACAGGAUAUCAAAUAUUAUGGGUUACGUGUGUAAUCUCACCUAUGUUGGCACUUUCUUUUCUCGCCAAUCCUCACCUGCCAGAUACCAUGACUACGAUGACAGUUAAGAAUAAAGAGCAUCUUCAGGGUUUACCUCGUUUUAUUUUAUAUUUUAUCUUACGAUUCUCGCUUCCGAUAAUAAUGUCUUGUGGUGCAUUUGCUUUUUGCCUGCACUAUUUUACUGAUGGUUCUUCGAUACCCACUGAUUCAAAUGAAAAUGGCUGGUUACAUUGGACGCGUGAGCAACAGUGGAUUGUUCUUUAUGCGCAAAAUUGUACGCUGAUCACGUUUGUAUGGAGUAUAGCAUGCAUUUCCAUUACCUUUGUCAAUCGAACAUUAUCAUUACGACGAUUCAAUCCAUUCAAGAAUAACCAAGUUUGGGUAUUGGCCUUUGUAUUAAGCAUAAUUGCACAAUUUAUCUUUACCAUUGUAUCGUUAGCGCCGAGCCCGCUUCUAUUGUUUCGAUCAAUCCCAUAUUACGCCUACUUGAUUGUAUUUUUUGUUCCUAUAGUAUUGUUUGUUCCAUUACAAGAAUUGGUAAAAAUGCACGACAAGAAGAAAUAUAGUAAAUUUCAGAAAAGAUCAAAAUUGGAGUUCAACACUAAGUUGGGCAUGUACUCUCCGGUUUAG